Molecule: messenger RNA, 885 nt
Organism: Loa loa (African eye worm)
Lineage: Eukaryota; Metazoa; Nematoda; Chromadorea; Rhabditida; Onchocercidae
Exons: 4
Coding region: 1-885 (294 amino acids)
Source: RefSeq, a predicted model, not a curated record
AUGGAAAAGAUCUACAGAGUAUACCCAACAAAAAUUGAUUUCCUAUUGGGUACAGAAUUAUUCUUAUGGAUUAAUUCUAUUUCAACAUGCUUCCUACAACUUUGGGUUUGCAAACAUAAACGUAUUCAACGAUGUUUAACCAUACUUAUCAUACAGUUGAUAUCAAAUUGUUUGACAACAUUAUUAGUGGUUACGGUACAAGCAGGAAUUGUUCAAACUAUUAUCGCAAUUAUGACACGUCAUGGUAAAGCAUUGCAACAUGCCAAUGCACGAAUAUUUUAUAUUGUGACCGAUCACAUAUUGCAAAUUUUCCAAUGGGGGUUGAAUAUUUGUUCACUUGGAGCAGCAUUAACUGUAUUAGAUAGAAUGGAAACAGAAAAUGGCGAUUUUGUCGAAGGAACGGAUAAUCCGACAUUUGUGCAUGAACUUCAAGCUCCAAGCAUGCGUGAACUUUUGACAAUCGAACGUUGUUCCGCAAGUUUUCAUGUUGAUUGUAGCUGUAAUAUCUUCAGGAGAUCAGCUGAUAUCAAUUAUAUGUGGGGUGAAAGACAAGUAUCGUUUGAUGAAGAUACCUCUGAAGUUGAUUGCAAUAUCAGUACAGGUGACAGUAAUGAUAGAAUUAUUCGACAAGGUAGAAAUACAGAUGAACGUGAUGAUAACAAUAUUAGGAGGGAUGAUAAUUCUGCGAAUGAAAGGAAUGCACCAGAUAAUGGCUCUCGAAUUUCUUACAAUAGUGAGAUGGAGUAUGAGGAUAAUAACGAGAUUGUUUGUGCUAGUGAUAGGGAUAGUGAUCGUGAUAACGGUCGUGAUAAUGAUAUGGAUGAUGGUAAUGUUAAUGGCUCAAAUGAUAUUUCCAUGGAUGAUGAUCAAAUGGAUUUUAUCUAA